This is a messenger RNA of Amblyraja radiata (thorny skate), 828 nucleotides long. Its product is annotated as zinc finger protein 2-like. Lineage: Eukaryota; Metazoa; Chordata; Chondrichthyes; Rajiformes; Rajidae. The annotation marks the transcript as partial. Gene Ontology annotation, cellular component: nucleus. Gene Ontology annotation, molecular function: recombination hotspot binding; histone H3K36 methyltransferase activity; histone H3K4 methyltransferase activity. Gene Ontology annotation, biological process: regulation of gene expression; positive regulation of reciprocal meiotic recombination. The record is from RefSeq and is a predicted model, not a curated record. The transcript is spliced from 2 exons.
AUGUGUUCAAGCUGCAGCAAGAGCUUUGCCCAGUUGAAGGGGCUGCGGGUGCACCGGCGGGUGCACAGCAGUGAGCGGCCCUUCACCUGUUCCAACUGCGGCAAAGGCUUCAAAUCGUCGCCAGAGCUGAAGUUGCACAGGCGCGUGCACACCGGGGAACGACCGUACACCUGCAGCGACUGUGGCAAGGUCUUCACCCAGUCCAGCAACCUGCUGGUGCACCAGCGCACCCACACCGGCGAGCGCCCCUACACUUGCGCUCACUGCGGCAAGGGCUUCACCCAGUCCGGCAGCCUGCUGGUGCACCAACGCACCCACACCGGCGAGCGCCCCUACACCUGCGCUCACUGCGGCAAGGGCUUCACCGAGUCCGGCAGCCUGCUGAAGCACCAACGCACCCACACCGGCGAGCGGCCCUACACCUGUGCCCAGUGCGGCAAGGGCUUCAUCUCCUCCAGCUACCUGCUGGUGCACCAGCGCACACACGCCGGCGAGCGUCCCUUCACCUGUGCCCAGUGCGGCAUGGGCUUCACCCAGUCUAGUCACCUGCUGAGGCACCAGCGCACCCACACCGGCGAGCGGCCCUACACCUGCGCCCAGUGCGGCAAGGGCUUCAUCUCCUCCAGCUACCUGCUGGUGCACCAGCGCACCCACACCGGCGAGCGUCCCUACACCUGUGCCCAGUGCAGCAAGGGCUUCACCGAGUCCAGCAGCCUGCUGAGGCACCAGCGCACCCACACCGGCGAGCGCCCCUACACCUGCGCCCAGUGCGGCAAGGGCUUCACCCGUUCUUCCAGUCUGCUGUCCCACCAGCGGGUGCACGGCGGC